AUGAGAAUAUCGCGGAGGAAUCCGUGCUAUAGCUCUAGCGCUGAUAAACCCAUCGUUGGGGCUACCGCACCGCGACAACGGCCCACCUUCCAUCCUCCAAGUGGUCUCACUCCGGUCCAAAAGCUGGGGUUCGAAAAGGGAGCGCUUGCUGAGACGGUGAACGGGAAGCUCGAGGUCGUCCUAACCAAUUCUGUCCUUCAUCUGUGGGACUAUGGGACCCAGGUCAAGGUAGCUGCGCGACUUGUCCGGCUAUGUAAGGAGAAACCGGGGGUGAUGAUUGCCGGGCGGCAGAUGGGGGCGCGAUUGGCAGGACAUUACGCAUUGAAAGGGUUCAAGGAUGACCCAAUGCACUAUCGGCACAAUGUGGAGUCGAUCAAAGGAUUCUGGUAUGAUGUUGGGCAAGUCACUGGGACGCGGUGGCGGGUGGAGGCGGAGAUGUACUGGGGCGAGGAGUGGGAGAAGACGCGGAACGUGUCGUUUACUGAUGAAAAUGUGCGGAUGCUUUGGUUUUGCGCGGUGAGGGAGUGA
This is a messenger RNA of Aspergillus aculeatus ATCC 16872, 528 nucleotides long. RefSeq lists its product as uncharacterized. Bases 1 to 528 code for a protein of 175 amino acids. The transcript has 2 exons. Lineage: Eukaryota; Fungi; Ascomycota; Eurotiomycetes; Eurotiales; Aspergillaceae. The record is from RefSeq and is a predicted model, not a curated record.